ACAAGUUAAAUACUGUAUUUUUACAGAAUGACAGGGUCCAAGAAUAGUGCUGAUGGCAUAGAGACACACAUUAUUCGCAGAUACGAAAUACAGAAGCGGCUUGGCAAAGGAGCCUAUGGAAUUGUAUGGAGAGCUGUUGAUAGAAGGAAAAACCAUGUGGUAGCUCUUAAAAAGAUUUUCGAUGCUUUUCAAAAUGCCACGGAUGCUCAGAGAACCUUCAGAGAAAUUGUCUUCUUACAGGAGUUUGGUAACCACGACAACAUUAUAAAAUUGCUGAAUGUUAUACGAGCCGACAAUGAUAAGGACAUUUAUUUAGUUUUCGAAUACAUGGAUACAGAUUUAUAUGCAGCUAAUAAAGGAGGAAUUUUACAAGACAUCCACAAAAAAUACAUCACUUACCAGAUAUUCAAAGGAAUCAAAUAUCUACACAGUGGAAAUGUUAUACACCGCGAUUUAAAGCCCAGCAACAUCCUUCUGAACGAACACUGCUUUGUAAAGAUUUGCGAUUUCGGACUUGCCAGAUCACUGACCCUAGUUGAAGCAGACGACGCAACAAACCCCCAAAUGACAGAUUAUGUAGCUACUCGGUGGUACAGAGCUCCCGAGAUAUUACUUGGAUCGUUCAAAUAUACUACUGGUAUUGACAUGUGGUCAAUUGGUUGUAUAAUCGGAGAGCUGUUAUCUGGUAAGCCCCUGUUUGCCGGUACCUCCACUCUCAAUCAACUGGACAUCAUCCUGAGCGCCUCGGAGACUCCCUCUGAAGCAGAUGUCCUGGCGAUUAACGCUCCCUACGCUUCUGGAGUUCUAGAGAGAUAUCGAAACUUAAAGAAUACCAUGUCAAGCACAUUAGACAUCUUGGUACCGAACUGCCCUCCCGAUGCCAAACAACUAAUGAGAUCCCUGCUACACUUUAACCCUGACAAGAGAUCUACCGCUGAUCAUGGCUGUAAAAGCAAAUACUGUGCCAGAUUCGCUAACCAAGCUUCUGAAAUAACCCUAAUACACGAUGUGAUGCCCCCGCUCAGUGAUAAUAUUCAGCUCUCCGCUUCUGAGUAUAGAGUCAAAUUGUAUGAGGACAUUGUCAACAGGAAAGAAGCAUUAAAAGCUCGGGCUGCAGCCUCGGCGGCAGUUUUAGAAGACUCGUCGGGGGAUGGAUCAAGCAACCUGUCUUCGGAGAGACAGAGCGAGGGAUCAACGGGACAACUAUCAAACAACCUUCAGGACACCCACAUUCACUCUAAGUCUAACGCACCCCGCAGAUACUCCUUCCAGUACAACUACAAACAUUCUACUGACUCUAAGCACGCUCCAACUGAUCAGGCAGCUUCAGAAGUCGUUCAGCCCCAAUUAGCUGGUCAAAGUCAGGCGAAGAUCGACAACUAUCCAGACUCAAGUGAAUCGCUGAACAGUACAGACCCCGGUAAACACGACAACUCUUACUCCGGAAUCAGUGCACCCUACGCAACCUCACCUCUCAAGGAGACAUUCAGACGCUCUCGGUCGGCAGGAAGUGUUGGAGUUGAAGGAGGAAAGGAUGGUCGACCACACAACAAAACAAGGACAACCUUAGCUAGCAACAACAACCUCCGAUCUCAUAGUGCCGGGAAACCUGCCAACAGAGUUGCUUCCAAAUCUAACCCUGGCACUCCUGAUCUCACUGUCUCCAGCUCCAGAGUGGUCCCCAACAGUAGAGGAUCCCCAGCCCGGGUGAACGGAAGACGUCCCAUUGGUUGUAACAGUACCAUACCCCCUCGUUACGGUACUUCAACACACCAACACGGUACUGUCACUAAAGAUUCGCUCAGUGCUCUUAAAGCUAGACAGUGGACUUAGACUCGUGCUUAUAAUCGCAAGGUAACCAGUUUUCAGAAUACUUAACGGGCUGUUUCGGCAACAAUCGUCUCUAAGACUUCUGUGUGUGGCAAAGAUCAUCGUCUCUCUGGGACUACUGUUAGUAGCAAAAAUAUAAAAAACAAGAUAACCGAUUUAUCAUUAUCAAGGAGUAAUACGUUGCUGGUUGACUCGCCAAUUGUAAAUAUUAUGUUCAUGGGAACAUGUCGAUUUUUUAGAUUUCCCAUUAUGUGUAUAUCAGAAAGAACCCAAAAAAAUUGUGUCGAUGCAAGCUUUUGAAAUCCGAUUAGAUUCAAUUGAACUGUCCGUCGCUAAAGUAAGGACAUUUUUUGACUUUGAAGUAUGAUUAUGGAGAUUUUUUUUAGUCUGAUAAGAAAGUUUUCAGUGAACGGGUUUAACUUGUUAAACCAAAAACUGUUUGUUUCCGCUGGCAUUAUUACCGUAACUUAUUAAACAACAUUUUUGGACUGUAAAGAUGAACUGAUUUGUAGCAUGCUUAAUUACUUGGGGACCAUUUGCAAAUUUCGGAUCUUUGCCAAAUGACGACAACUUCUUCUAAUUUUGUUCGUCCAAGAAGUUCAAAUAAUCGGUAACGAAGAUCUUUAUUGAUAUUUUAAUUGUAAUGGUCCCCCAUUACUUCUGACGAAACAAAUUCCAAAUUUAUACACACGCAUGGCUAUUGUUCAUCACCACAUGAAAAUGAUAUUGUUUUGCACAUUGUAUUGACUGCUUUACUUUUGAUUCUGGUAUUUUCUGUUUUUCGUUUGUAUUCAUAG
Molecule: messenger RNA, 2627 nt
Organism: Bolinopsis microptera
Lineage: Eukaryota; Metazoa; Ctenophora; Tentaculata; Lobata; Bolinopsidae
Product: extracellular signal-regulated kinase 2-like
Exons: 13
Coding region: 28-1833 (601 amino acids)
Biological process (GO): protein phosphorylation; intracellular signal transduction
Cellular component (GO): nucleus; cytoplasm
Molecular function (GO): ATP binding; MAP kinase activity
Source: RefSeq, a predicted model, not a curated record